Molecule: messenger RNA, 5638 nt
Organism: Haliotis rufescens (red abalone)
Lineage: Eukaryota; Metazoa; Mollusca; Gastropoda; Lepetellida; Haliotidae
Product: cyclin-dependent kinase 5 activator 1-like
Exons: 1
Coding region: 465-1340 (291 amino acids)
Biological process (GO): activation of protein kinase activity; positive regulation of cyclin-dependent protein serine/threonine kinase activity
Cellular component (GO): protein kinase 5 complex; cytoplasm
Molecular function (GO): cyclin-dependent protein serine/threonine kinase activator activity; protein kinase binding
Source: RefSeq, a predicted model, not a curated record
CUGUCCGAGAUGAAAUCCUGAUGAUAUUUUUGACCAGUGUCCAGUAACGUCGCCUACAGUGACCUAAUACCUGAAGCAAAGCUGGGGCGGAAAUGUAUUGGUGAAUGCCAUGUUCUUAAUGCUGAAUAUUGAUCGAUCCGCCUCGUACAGCGUUCUGAUUAGCGGAGGCUGCACUUGCGGCGUUGCCAUGGAGAUGAUGUCAUCGUCUGCAUUAUGUUUAUUGAUUAUUCCAGCGAGAAGACAAAGCUGAUGAAUGAUGGUGGCACUGCUUGAGUGUAUCUAGGCCGCCAUUUUCAGACCAGUCGCUGUGAACGUCGGAAUUACCACUUGUUCGAGUGGAGGGAGACUCGGGAGGGAUAUCGUACCGUCCCUCUACACAGAGUGAGCCACCCAAAACGAGUCGGAACCUCCAUCUUUACAGUGUCCCGAUUCUGUCGCGUUCGUGAUCAGGAAUUACAUUAACGAUGGGAACGGUGUUGUCGUUUUCUCCCCGACCCCGGAAACCUCUGUACGAAGACAUUAACCUCAACAACUUUAACUAUGAGGUUCUUCACAACGUCAAGAACCAAGCCAAGGAUAAGGAGAAAGAAAAGGAGAAGAACCUAAAACGUCACUCCAUCUUCCUCAGUGCGCUCAGCUGGAAGAAGUUUACUGUGAACAGCAAGAAGAAGGAAAAGGGUCUUAUCAAACUCUCCAACACAACGUUCCUUGCCAGUAAGUUUGACAAUAACUGUAACAUUGAGAAUGUUAAUAUCAACAAAAACAUCCAAAAAUCCAUAUCUUGCUAUAACCUCAAAACCGGAAUCGAUGAAAGUCAAUCUCAGCAUUCUAACCUUGUUAAGAAGGUAGAAAAAUGUCUCAGUCCCAAGCGGACGGUGAUUCAAGCCUCCACAUCAGAACUGUUGAAAUGUCUGGGGGAAUAUUUAAAGAAGAAGUGUAAAAAAUUACGUCAUUUUGAGGCAAGUGAUGUAAUUAUGUGGCUCCGAAGCGUUGACAGAUCUCUCCUCCUUCAAGGGUGGCAGGAUGUCGCCUUCAUCAACCCGGCAAAUGUUGUGUUUGUGUAUUUGCUUAUAAGAGAUAUGGUCACCAGUGAUAGCGAGUCGGAACAUGAUCUACAGGCCACUGUUCUCACGUGUCUAUAUCUCUCCUACUCAUACAUGGGCAAUGAGAUCAGCUACCCUCUGAAACCAUUCCUAGUGGAAGAUGACAAAGACCGAUUCUGGGACAGAUCUCUUGUCAUAGUAAACAGGCUGAGUCCCAGUAUGCUACGGAUUAACAGAGACCCAAGCUUCUUUACUGAGAUUUUCACAGAACUUAAGUCCUACUCCCCCUGCAUAUGACAGACUGGAUUCGACUGUAAACAAACAAGAUCGAUAAACUGAUACGGACAGUGUGCCGACCUGGUCUGUGUGACAUAGCCAGGUAAAGGCUUGGUUUGUCUUGGGGACAUCUAUGAACAACAUGAAUGUGAUACAGACCACAAAUGUGACUUUAGAGGAACAUGUUUCCCUUUUUUGGAAGUACAACUGCCCCUGAUUGCCUGAAGGCCUCAUUUUCCAAAGAUACAUACCUGGUUAUUACGUGAAUCAACCUCUAGAACAUUUCAAUUAUCAGCAACGCAGUUGUUCUUGUUUGUCUAGACUCUGACACGGGAACAGAUCUUAAUCACGAUCUGAUAACAACCAGCCAAUCCAGUAAUGAUGCCGUGGGUUGGACCAGUGACAAGCGAUGAUGUAACCCUAUUUUCUAGUCAGUUCCAUUUUGAAGAACAAAUCUGCCUGAAAAAUGCUGAUAAUAUUGGCUAACAAAAUGGCGGACGUGUAGCAGACGAUAUAACAUAGACGACGCUUCCAAAAGAUAUGCUGUGAAUAUAUUUUAUUAUAAUGUGUGUUUAUCCCCAAAUCCAAGACCGUGGCUUCUUCGAGAUAACAUGACGGUUCCGGAGCAGACGACAACUGGCUCGAAGUUCAAGACACAGGACAUUUUCAUAUGGUGAUAAGAACACGAAACGACAAUGCUAUCUCUGAGAAUGUCCCGAUAAAGGGGAGUACAGUAUUUCCAGUGAAACAGAUCCAUGAAACAUCUAAGCUGGGAACCAUGUAUUAGUUACCACAUGCGUGCAGUCGUAUGUUUAAAGUUGACGGGAAAAUCAAUAUGCCAGUAUACCGCUUGUGAUGAAUGAAUAAUAUUUAUACAAAACAGCAGAAUUGUGUUACUUCAUGGGUAGUCAAUGUGCGAUACUGCUAUCAGAUGUUCACGUCUCUUGGCGAUUGACAGUAGACAUAAUAAUGGAAGGACGUUGCAUACCGUCGAUAAAUGAUGACGUCUUGUUCCAAAGACGUUUCGGUGUUCGCCGAAACCAUUCCAGCGUUGAGUGUUCUACAGUCGCCGAAAUCAAUAACGGCCGCGGGCGAGUCCUCGCCGUUCAAUAGCACUCCCGUGUUGAGCAUUCCGAUAGAUUUUUGCACUAUGGCUGGUGUUGAAGGGUUACAAGAUGUAAUAAUGUGUGCGAGAUGGACGCCUUGGGACGUCUCACGGGAGUGAGAAUUGAGACAUUCCUACUGUUAUCAUUUAAUAAGUUGAUUUCAUGUCUCUUUAUAUCGAUCAUGUUAAUACCUUUUUAACUAACGUGGAUCCUAAAGAACUCCACAAAGUAUAAUGUGAUUGUUACUUUGUGUAAUUGUUUACAUCUGAAUCCAAUAUUUACCUUAUCCGGAACCUGUUAAUGGAUACUUAUAUGUGAAAUUUGUAUUAAUUUGUUUUGAAAAUGAAAACAUGAAAUACUAAGUUUAUUUGUUAUAUGAUACAACAAAUUUCAUUUCGUGCAUGAAGUAAAAAAUGAACUUGAUAGCGAAUUUUGUUUGGGUUGGGAGUGGGGUGGGAUUUUCAACUCGACUCUUUCCCUUGCUAGUUGAACCUGUGAUUGUCAUACGUUUGUUUUAUAUUCAGAAAAUCAAAGAAGGGUACCUCAUGGCCAUAAUUAUUUGUGAAUAAUUGUAAUGACAAUUUAAACAUUGUCCCGUUUGCUUCGUGGAUAAUUCUGACGUUGUAUGAGGACGUCGAGUGUCAAGGUCACACAUGACGUCAUAAACCCGCCUAACGUUUUGUGGCAUAUGUCGUUAGGUAUGUCGUGUCUCUGUGACUUGAAGCCAAACAUGUGUCCACUGUACCACCCAACAAGCAAUGUACCAGUGGACGCGGUCUUCUCAUUAUCUUUCAUACAAUCCAUUUAUAGGCAGAUGUCUGAAUGUACCUCCAUGUUUUCAUUUCACUUGUGAUGUAUAGUUGAUAUUCUUAAAGGGGCAUUGCUGGUUUAAAGCUAUAAUACAUUAAUCUUUGUCACAUAUUAACAUAAACUAUGUCGCAUUGUUUUGGGUCGUAUUGAUGUACAGUGUUUUGUGACUUUGUCUCUUUCCUAACGUUUCCACCGAAUAUUCCAAAGACUAAAAUAUAUUUAAAUACAUGUAACCAAUCUAUGAUUUAUAUGUCAUACCCACAGACCGGCCAUUUGAAACAGAUGUGACUUAUUAGAAAUAUUCACAAAAACUUUAAAAAAAAUUCAUAAUGUUCAUUGGCUUGAAAAUAAACGUGUUGUAGUUUAAAAAAUGGCAUGGCUGUUUUGAAGCAGUGUCGUCACAAAAACAGAAUUCCUUACCCUCCUGAUCUGAUAUUAAAUGGGCGGUCCCUAAUUAUAUAAACAAUUUAAUCAGAAAUUAGAAUUCGAUUUUUUGUAAUUAUCUUGUUUUACCAGUAAAGAUAAGAUUUGAAAAACGCCAAGAUUGGCAGAGAUCAUGUCAUUACAUAAGCUUACACUAAAUCAUUAGUGCCCCUUUGAAUAUGUACAUUGUUGUUUAUUUAGACAAUCAGUCUGCGAGACAAUGCCUCUUGUGACAUUCAGACAUCUGAAACAUUUUCAUGCCAUGAAGGAGGAGAAUUUGGGCGAGUGUGGGUCUGACUGUGCGCGUGUGAAGUACCCCCCUAUAAAGACGCCAUGCUCAACUUUUUACCAACCAUUAUAUGUUCAUUGUACGAAUGUGUAAAUGUAAAUGAGAAAUGUAUCAUGAAUAUUUUGAAAUGCAGAGUUUCAGAUCUACCUAUGUUAAAAAUAUGUUUACUAAUAAGAAUGUAAAAUUAUUUAAUUAUAUUUCUUCAUGCGGUGGUGAUGUUUUUGCUUCAUAACUCUAAUCCGAAAGUCUAAAUCCAUCUUUUUUCGUUUCGGAAUCAAACAGCGUUUGACGAUGAUGGCAUUUGGACUUUUUGACAACUUCCGUUUCAGGCAACGUGAAACGAUCUUGUUUCUCUUCCUUUUACUCCACCAAAAAUGGGUAGGUAGGUAGAAUUUUCAUUAUACGUAUAUAUUUAUAUUUCGUAUUAUGAAACAAAACGUAAGUAAGGAAAAUGGCAUCGUAAUGGGACGCAAGCACACAUUUUGUCACGUAGUUGUGAAAUAUUAUGAAACAAGAUUUAAUCACUUUCAUUUUUCCUCAUUAUAUUUCAGAAUUAGUCUUAUUCUCAAAACAUCAAUUCAUGACUUCAUCUGAUGACCAUCAAAACUGAUCUGAUACUUGUGUCGUUAUUGAAAUUUGAUUUAAUGUUUUUGAUUGAAAUCGUCUAUGUUAGGCAUUAAACGAUCGUGAAUAUUUCACCGCCGUCACGGCUGCGAGCAAUGCACGUGCAGCUGUUACAUGCUUUUGUCAAAUUCAACUUGGUAAUGCAUUGUUUGGAAAAAGUUUGUCAUAUUUUGCAUAUUUUAACAUAUUCGUUCCUUUUAAAAAAUAUAAUGUUUAGUUUUUAAGAUACAGGGGAAAUUUAACAAUGUUAAAGAUUAAGAUGUCGUCAGUACACAUUCACACAUUAACAUAUCACAAUGUGGAUGAACCAGAUAAUCCUCAAUAACAAUGCCCACCGUACUUAAUUUUCUGUCAUUUACGAAAUCAAAAUAAUUUUAUAGACCAUUUUACUUUAUGUUUGUAAUUGUUAAUGCUUAUUUUUUAUAAUCAUUACAACAAUGUAGGAUGAGUCAAAAUCAUAUUCUUACUGAUGAAUUUUAAAAUCAGCGAGGACAGUUGGAUUUGAAUCUCAAUGUAAAUAAAUACCUCAACGACAAUAUAUAUCAGUAUAUGUAUAUUCUCAGUUAAAAUCGUACAUUACGUACUUACAUGAUAGUGGAACCUCGUUCAUACAACAUAUUUCGAUUGAUCAAACGUGUCUAGAUUGACGUUAACAGAUUUAAAAGUAUACAAUCAUAUCAUUGAAAUAUUAAUAUCCAUGAAAUUCGCAUGGAAUAAAUUUGGUUUAACAAGGUUCCACUUGUAGAGAAGACCAGAUUAAGGAGAUUCGGUUUCACAAAAGCCCGAAAAGCCGACGAAUGUAAACAUUAAUAUUUUGUGGCUUUGCUGGUAAUGUGUAAGGCCUAAUUUGUCUGGCCUUGAGAUGUGAGUUGAGUGUCUCGUUAUAGUCUCGUUAAAAGUCUGAGAGUUGAAUGUUGCAUGCGAGAAGAGAAAUUGUGAUAUCUGGCGUGCAGCUCUCUUACAUAGUGUACAUUGUUCUUGGUUGAAAGUUGCUUUGCUGUUUACAGGAAUAUUUGUACGUUUUGUGUUUGUCCCCGUUGCAAGACAAUAAACGAUGAAUUAAUAUA